Molecule: messenger RNA, 1956 nt
Organism: Giardia duodenalis
Lineage: Eukaryota; Fornicata; Diplomonadida; Hexamitidae
Product: Amino acid transporter family
Exons: 1
Coding region: 1-1956 (651 amino acids)
Biological process (GO): amino acid transmembrane transport
Molecular function (GO): amino acid transmembrane transporter activity
Source: RefSeq, a predicted model, not a curated record
AUGACCACCCAGACCUACACACCCAAUGAGGAAAAAAGAGUCUAUGCGGGGACAACCAUGUUGAUGAUCGGUAGCUGCAUAGGUGCAUCCCUCCUGGCCUUGGGAAAUCGCUUCAGUAAUCUUGGAUGGCCACUCUCAACGGUAUACAUGACCCUCGCGGUUAUAUUUUCUUUCUGGGGAUACCGGCAAAUAAUUGAUGCAUGCACCUACACCAGAUACAGCACUAUUCGUAGUCUUCUCAUAGUCACGUGGAAUAAGGUCAUAGCGGAAAUAGUAGGCUAUGCGACCAUGUUCUUGAUAUUCGGUUUUCUCGUAGCAUACUGUGUUAUAUCCAGUGACUACAUUCACAGUAUCUAUAACUUCUUUUCAAAGACUCCGGCCUGCAAUCAGCCGGCGGCAUAUGAUGAGGGCCUCUGCAACGAGUACAUCAAGUGUGUGGCUGCUUCCAACAAGGUAGAUAAAAUAAUACGCGCUAUUGUGGGUGGCGGAGCAUUCAUGCUCCUUUCGUUCGUCAGUAGCGUCGGCAUUCUUUCGUUGAUCUCUAGUCUUUCCCUUAUAUUAGUUGUCUUUUCGAUAAGUGUCAUCCUUGGGCGAUGCAUUGAGGCGUUGAUCAAAGGAAAGCUUGCGCAUGACAGUGGCGGCUGGACAAGACGGGAGCCGCCCAUUCCCUAUAAGCCCGAUGUUUGGUCUGUACUGAUAGACUUUCCAUCUUAUUUCUCUCUGUAUACACUUAUACCCACAAUCCCGUCUCUCUAUGCAGAGAUGAAGGGAUCUAUUAGCGAAAAAACGAAGAUUAUACAUCGGACGUCAAUAUAUGCCACUGUUGUCCUCAUCACAAUAUACAUGUUGUUAGCGUAUGUGACAUCUGCCACAUUCUAUGGUUCCAAUCAAGAGAACUAUAGACAAGAUAACAUCCUGAAUAACUUCAGUGAUAACGACAAGCUGGUUCUCUCCGUGCGCAUAUUGUACGUGUUGGUUAUCUUUACUGCAUUUGUCUGCUGUCUCUUCCCGUGCCGUGCCAUUCUUCUUGAUAUCGUCAAGGCAGAUCGGACAACGAAGCGUGGGAAAGUUUUGUUUUUUGUCACAGGAAUCAUCAUUGUGUUACUUCUCACUAUUCUGGCCAUCUUUGUCCCGUCAAUAACCCUUGUGUUCGAUAUUAUCACGUCACUAUUUGGAUUUGUCUUGUAUCUGGGUCUUCCAAUUCUUGUGGGGUUGAAGAUACCCGUCCUGAAGGCUAGACGCGAAUACAUGGAAGCUACGCGCGCAGCCAUGCAUAGAAAAGAUCCAGACACAGAGAUGAAGCAAACAAACGCCAUGGAAGCCAAAAUACGCGACCGGACUAACUCUAUAACUGCCUUUCUUAGCGUGUUUGGGCCUGGAGCCACCGAACGGGUCCGUCAGGCGAGUGAAUCUAUUGUCAGGCGCAUGAGUAUGACCAGCGACCGCCUAUCCAUCGGUGGAAGGGCUGAUAGGGCAUCGUCCAGCAGUGGUCGUAGGCUUUCUUCCUAUCGACACUCUCACAUCCCAUUCAAAGGAGUUCCCUCGACGAUACCAGAAGCCAGUGAUUUAAGCAAGAUUGAGACACCCCCUUUAAACAACGUCUCGUUAGAAUCUGAACACGCAAGACAACAAUCUCGUCUUCAGACGAUUCCUGAGACAUACGAGCAUGACAGAAACCGUGUCCAAGAGGUCACUGAGCCAGACACAGAGGAAGAGGAGACAACUCACAACAUCUCUACACGUGUUGUGACAGAACAGGUUGCAAUCGACCAUAGCCAUACGAUAUCAGACGAGGUGCUUUUGGAAGGAUUUACUCCUCCGAAAGUUUCACUAAAGAGGCAAAUCAUCUUGUGGACCAUCACUUCACUCUUCAUUAUUACAAACAGCACCUCUUUCGUCAUGACUAUCAUAAAGAUCUUUUCGCCCAAGGGCAACACAGGAGUCUGCCCGAAAUAG